Paramuricea clavata is the source of this 2323-nucleotide messenger RNA. Lineage: Eukaryota; Metazoa; Cnidaria; Anthozoa; Malacalcyonacea; Plexauridae. The record is from the annotation of a GenBank genome assembly.
AUGUCGAGCGAAAGCACAAAGACUAAAUGUACGAACGAAGAAAUAAGCAAGCUACAAAUUGAAUUAAAAAACGAACAGCAUAAAAAUGCUAUACUAAAAGAUCGAGCAACGAGAGCUGAGGACGAACGAGAUUCGCUUCAUCUUGCAUUAAAACUUCUCAUGCAAGACCAAUCCAUUGACAAUAUUAAUCCUUCGACUAAGACUAAAGACCAAGGGCAAGGCAAUUGCUGGAAUACAGUACCGAAGACCAGAAAUAGAACAAUAAGCAGUAACAUCACAUCAAAUGUAAACGGCAAUGCAACUGGCAGAGUAGCUGAAUGUACAUGGUGCCAAAACAACUUUCUGGUCUUAGAUGACCUCAAUGAAUCCUGCAGAAUUAUCGACGAGAUGCAGAUAAAAAACCGAAUUGGCAGCGAUGGAAGCAACGAGGGCAAAGAUAAAUCGCCAGCAAGCAAGCAUCAGCAAGCAAGAGUACAAAACAACAAAAAGACUGUAAUAGUGGGAGACUCGAUUGUCAAAGGUUUGCAGCAACACAAACUUUCGAAAGCAGCAAAGCAGAACGUGGGUGUGAAAUGCUUCCCAGGAGCGACUGUUGGUGAUGAUAUGAGCGAUUAUAUAAAACCCGUGCUACGUCGAAAGCCAGAUACUGUUAUGCUACAUGUGGGAACAAACAACGCCACUAACAAAGAAGCAAGCGAGAUAGUUAAUGACAUCGACAAAUUAUGCCAAGAGGUCAAAGAAAUUGAUCCCAACGUUGAAAUAAUAUUGUCUGAAUUGACCAACAGAGAGGACAAUGCAAAGGCCAAAACAACUGUUCAAGAGGUAAAUCGUUUGUUAGCAGAUUACUGUAUUGCGACUAAUUUAAAUUUAAUUAUACAUAACAACAAUAUCCUCAGUAAGUCGCUUAAUAGAUACAAAUUGCAUCUGAAUAAGUUAGGAUCUUCUACUUUAGCUAAAAACUUUAUUAGUUAUUUACAUAAUUUUUAGCCUAGGUAAAGUUCCAACUCUUUACAGCAAAAUUUCCGAUACCGAACCAAAAGAGCCAAGUUGCUCCAUUGAGAAGAUUAUUCCACAAACAAAGUGUGAAAAUAGCAUUACAUUUUUACAAUCUUUGAAAGGAUUUAGAGUUGGGUAUUUAAACAUCGCUUCGUUAGUCAAGCAUGUUGAUGAAUUAAAAAUAUACUUGGAAAAAGAACCACUGGAUGUUUUGAGCAUUAACGAAACUCGUUUGGAUGAAAUAAUUAGUACAGAUACUGUUAGUAUACCCGGUUACAACAUGGUUGCCAAAAAUCGUAAUCGGCAAGGAGGCGGUGUUGCAAUUUACCAUCGCAGUAUUUUGAAUGUAAUUGAUAGAGAUGAUUUAGUCCCAGAGGACGUCGAGGCUGUUUGCCUCGAAAUUAUUAAGCCUAAAUCUAAACCUGUCUUAGUUGCAUCUGCAUAUAGGCCACCGAAUUCGCAAAUUGAAUUCCUUGAUAAAAUUGAAGUAUUAUUUCAAAACCUUGACAACGAACAUAAAGAACUAAUUAUCGUUGUCGAUUUAAAUUGUGAUUUUUUAUCCAACAAUUUAAGCAAUCACACUAAACGUUUUAAUGAUAUAGUUAAUAUAUUCCAGCUGACACAGUUGAUUGACCAGCCUACACAAAUUACCGAAAAAACAGCUUCUCUUUUGGAUGUCGCUCUUGUAAACAAUCCUGAAAAGAUUUCGCACUCAGGAGUAUUGCAUGUUGGAAUAAGUGACCAUAGCUUGAUCUACGUUUGUAGAAAAAUUUCGUUUGUAAAAAAUGAUCCCAAAUUUGUUGAGUCAAGAAAUUUUAAAAACUACACAGCGGACUUUAACCAAGACUUAUACCAUGCUUUAUCUAAUUUAAAUUGGGAGAUAAAUGAUCCAAAUAUGCUUUGGGAGAACUUUCAAACAACAUUCAAUUAUGUUGCUGACAUUCAUGCUCCACUUCAAAGCCGUAAAGUUAGAAACAAUUUUUUAUUUCAAUUUCAAUUUUUAUUCAUAUAAUAUACGUACAUACAUUAAUAAAACAAGACAAGCCGCUAAUAGCUACAAAGCUAGUCGAGGCGGCUUGUCUAUAGUGACACAGUUACAAAGCCAUUAAUUAUAUAGCAAAUUAUAUAUACAUAAUAUGAAAUAAUUUUCAAUGAAAUUACAUAUUAAUAAACUUAACGUUUUUAGAAAGAAAAAAAAAGUAAUAAUAAUAAUAUACUGUAUAUCAAUUAAGAACAGGGAAAAAAGUGGGAGUUAACACUUCAAUUUGAGGCUUCAUUGCGUGAUAUUUUCUUAAUUUUACAGCUGAGCGACUCUAUGUCCGGAUAA